AUGAAGUUCCUCGGUCUCGCAAUUGCCUUUCUCCCCCUCCUGGCCGCCGCUGCCCCUGUCGCGGACCCCGAAGCGGAUGGAGAGCUUGACCUUGAGAAGCGCGCAUCAGCGCAGACCUGCGAGAUCAUCAAUGUCGAUCACUAUGUAAACUGCCGGUACGGCGCGAGCUUAGACGCGGGCGCGAUCUUUGGGUUUCCCAGGGGAGAGAAAUUCACCUUUGCGUGCUACAAGCACGGCGAUUGCUUCAACGGUGUUUGCUCCUGGGACCAAAUAACUUAUCUGGGGACGACGUGCUACGUCAAUGGGUACUUUACAGAUGAUAAUUGCUCGAGCAGAAAACUUCCCAAAUGCUAG
Molecule: messenger RNA, 354 nt
Organism: Aspergillus pseudoviridinutans
Lineage: Eukaryota; Fungi; Ascomycota; Eurotiomycetes; Eurotiales; Aspergillaceae
Product: putative MBL2-like secreted peptide
Exons: 3
Coding region: 1-354 (117 amino acids)
Source: RefSeq, a predicted model, not a curated record